Suncus etruscus (white-toothed pygmy shrew) is the source of this 1678-nucleotide messenger RNA. RefSeq names its product regulator of chromosome condensation 2 (gene RCC2). Lineage: Eukaryota; Metazoa; Chordata; Mammalia; Eulipotyphla; Soricidae. The transcript has 12 exons. Bases 1 to 1578 code for a protein of 525 amino acids. The record is from RefSeq and is a predicted model, not a curated record.
AUGCCCAGGAAGAAGGCGGCGGCGGCGGCGGAGGAGCCGAGCUCGGGCAACGGCACGGCGCGCGCGGGCCCCAGGAAGCGCGGCGGGCCGGCGGGCCGGAAGCGCGAGCGGCCCGAGCGCUGCAGCAGCAGCAGCGGCGGCGGCAGCAGCGGCGACGAGGACGGCCUGGAGCUCGACGGGGCCGCGGCCGGCGUGGGGGGCAAGCGGGCGGCGCGGCCGGCCGCGGCGGCGUCGGCCAAGGCGGGCGGCGCGGCCGUCAUCAUCACCGAGCCCGAGCACACGAAGGAGCGCGUCAAACUUGAAGGGUCCAAGUGCAAAGGGCAGCUUUUGAUUUUUGGGGCAACCAACUGGGACUUGAUUGGUCGAAAAGAAGUGCCUAAACAACAAGCUGCUUAUCGCAAUCUCGGUCAGAAUUUGUGGGGGCCCCACAGGUAUGGAUGUCUGUCAGGGGUCCGGGUGCGGACGGUGGUGUCAGGUUCCUGUGCUGCCCACAGCCUCCUCAUUACCACGGAAGGGAAGCUGUGGAGCUGGGGUCGCAAUGAGAAGGGGCAACUGGGACAUGGGGACACCAAGAGAGUGGAAGCUCCCAAACUUAUCGAGAGUCUCAGCCACGAGGUGAUUGUGUCUGCGGCGUGUGGACGCAACCACACUCUGGCCUUGACAGAAACAGGCUCCGUGUUUGCCUUCGGAGAGAACAAGAUGGGGCAGUUGGGUCUUGGCAACCAGACUGAUGCUGUGCCCAGCCCCGCACAGAUAAUGUACAACGGCCAGCCAAUUACCAAAAUGGCUUGUGGGGCUGAAUUCAGUAUGAUAAUGGACUGCAAAGGAAACCUCUAUUCCUUUGGGUGCCCUGAAUACGGUCAACUGGGACACAAUUCAGAUGGAAAGUUCAUUGCCCGAGCACAGAGGAUAGAGUACGACUGUGAGCUGGUGCCUCGGCGUGUGGCCAUCUUCAUCGAGAAAACAAAGGAUGGACAGAUCCUGCCAGUCCCAAAUGUGGUUGUACGAGAUGUGGCUUGUGGUGCCAAUCACACGCUGGUUUUGGACUCUCAGAAGCGCGUCUUCUCCUGGGGUUUUGGUGGCUACGGUCGCCUGGGCCAUGCCGAGCAGAAGGAUGAGAUGGUCCCCCGCCUGGUCAAGCUCUUCGACUUCCCAGGGCGCGGGGCGUCCCAGAUCUAUGCUGGUUACACCUGUUCCUUUGCCGUCAGUGAAGUGGGUGGUUUGUUUUUCUGGGGGGCCACCAACACGUCUCGUGAGUCUACUAUGUACCCAAAGGCUGUGCAGGACCUCUGUGGCUGGAGAAUCCGAAGCCUCGCUUGUGGGAAGAGCAGCAUCAUCGUAGCUGCGGAUGAGAGCACCAUCAGCUGGGGCCCGUCACCAACCUUCGGGGAACUGGGUUAUGGGGAUCAUAAGCCCAAGUCUUCCACUGCAGCUCAAGAGGUGAAGACCCUGGAUGGUGUUUUCACAGAACAGGUUGCCAUGGGCUACUCACAUUCCUUGGUGAUUGCAAGAGAUGAGAGUGAGACCGAGAAAGAGAAGAUCAAGAAACUGCCAGAGUAUAACCCCCGAACCCUCUGAUUGUCCCCCUGGGGACUUCUCCCCCUCCACACCUCUGCGGCAGCUGUCAUUCCCACUUGCACUGGGACAGAAAGUCGAACGAAGAAUUUUAAAAAGCAAA